AUGCUGUGGCACCAUAUCGGUCGUCGAUAUGUAUGUCGGCCAUUAUCUAUGCCCGUUGCUAUACGCAAUUUGAGUAUUCUACCCACGUCUUCCAGAACACUACGUCUCAUUCCGUUCAAACAUAGGUGCGUGUCAACACAUACUGAUUCGCAGAACUAUGAUCACUUCUUCCGCUAUACUCGCGGUAAGUGGUUACAGGAUGGAGAGAAAAGAUUUUUUGAAAGGUAUCAAGAGUUCAACGUCGAGGCACUCAAGGGCAUUGCGAUCGAAAGUGUCGGUGCUAAAUCUUGCUCUUCAAUGACCAAGAUAAGCGAAUCGGGUCGGCACAGAGUGUUCAAGCUGAUAGUGGAUAACGAUUCCGUUGCAAUUGCACGUAUAACCCUUCGAAACCUUUGUCCAGAUUCUAAAGCCACAGCUUCGAGGUGGCAACUAUGGAUUUCAACCAUUCUCAAAAUCCCGGUUCCUAAAGUCUAUGCUUGGAACGCAGAGUCCAAUAAUCCUGUUGCAACAGACUAUAUCAUAAUGGAAGAAGCACCUGAAAUAUCGCUGGUAGAUCGAAAUCGCGAAAGCUAUAAGGAAGUUGUGAUAAGAGAAGAACUUGUCACAGAGCUAGGCUCAAGACAAAAAUUCGUUGCUGAUAUAGUGGCCAUUGAGAAGAAGCUACUUUUUGUAGUCCUUAAACGUCAUGGUAGUAUCUACUUCACCGGUGACUGGUUUUCUGGAUGUGAAAAAGCAGAGGUUAUGAAUGACAUCCCCAUUGAAGUGAAGAAAGAAGUGGAAGAGCGUUUUGUAAUUCGUCCACGGGUAGAAAACACGUCACGGGAAGACGAGCUUUCAGCAUUGCGAAUCAACCACGGUCCCUGGAAAACUGCUCAUGAAUUUCUCAAAUCUCAAGCUAAUAAUUGGAUCAAAUGGUUGGGACAAAGUAAUCUUGCAGAAUCGCCAAAAAAGGAAGCAAUCUUCGACUCUCAACACUCUCCUAAUUUCUGGCCAUCCAUCGCUUUAUUAUUCCAGAAGAUGCAAGGAUGGCUCAGUCUAAUCUUUGGCAUACCAAUAUUAAUUCAAAGCAUGUUUUUGUCAAAGAUGACCAUAUCACUAACUAGUCUUAUUGAUUGGCAAUUCGCAUGGACUGGCCCCUUAUUCCUUCAAUUUGACGAUCCGAUUUUCACGAAGUACAAUCGUGCGAUGCAGUUGGCAAAUUUCGAGGAGAGUAGCCCGAUUGCACAUGACGGCCGCCGCAUCAGGCGCAUAGAUUGGGGAUUUUUCAGAAAGGAUGUCUACGAGUCAGAAAAUGCUGACCAGAGUCCUAUACUUAACAAAAUGAAAAAUGUGCCUGCUGCAGGUGUACGAAAAGAAAUUCUCGAUGAUGACUUCGAUACUUGGAAUGGAGACAUUAAAUUGGGAAAAAAUGGAAUUCAACAUUCCUGCCCGAUUCGUUUUACAAAAGAAGAGGUGCAAAACCACAUACAGGAGGUCAUGAUGUGGAGGGACGUCUACGAUUUCUGA
Molecule: messenger RNA, 1506 nt
Organism: Botrytis fragariae
Lineage: Eukaryota; Fungi; Ascomycota; Leotiomycetes; Helotiales; Sclerotiniaceae
Product: putative phosphotransferase enzyme family protein
Exons: 6
Coding region: 1-1506 (501 amino acids)
Cellular component (GO): mitochondrion
Source: RefSeq, a predicted model, not a curated record